AGAGACUGCCACUGAGUUAGCUGGAACAUUACCAAGUAACGGCACAGCUAACAAGAUGAAUGGAGCUUUGGAUCACUCAGACCAACCAGACCCAGAUGCCAUUAAGAUGUUUGUUGGACAGAUCCCACGUUCAUGGUCGGAAAAAGAACUAAAAGAACUUUUUGAGCCUUAUGGAGCUGUCUACCAGAUUAACGUUCUCCGAGACAGGAGUCAGAACCCACCCCAAAGCAAAGGUUGUUGUUUCGUAACAUUUUAUACACGAAAAGCUGCACUCGAGGCACAGAAUGCACUGCACAAUAUUAAAACUUUACCUGGGAUGCAUCAUCCCAUUCAGAUGAAACCCGCAGAUAGCGAAAAGUCCAAUGCUGUGGAAGACAGAAAAUUGUUCAUAGGAAUGGUUUCGAAGAAGUGUAAUGAGAAUGAUAUCAGGGUGAUGUUCUCUCCAUUCGGCCAGAUAGAAGAAUGCCGAAUUCUUCGGGGACCUGACGGUCUGAGCCGAGUGCACAGCAUCAAUAUGGAGUCUAGCAGAGGCUGUGCGUUUGUUACAUUUUCUACAAGGGCAAUGGCACAGAAUGCAAUCAAAGCCAUGCACCAGUCUCAGACCAUGGAGGGCUGCUCUUCGCCCAUAGUGGUGAAGUUUGCCGAUACCCAAAAGGAUAAGGAGCAGAGGCGUUUACAACAGCAGUUGGCACAACAGAUGCAGCAGCUCAACACUGCCACUUGGGGGAACCUCACAGGCCUUGGAGGACUCACACCACAGUACCUAGCUCUUCUGCAGCAAGCAACUUCCUCCAGUAACUUGGGUGCCUUCAGCGGCAUUCAGCAAAUGGCUGGCAUGAAUGCUUUACAGUUACAGAAUUUGGCAACCUUAGCCGCCGCCGCCGCCGCCGCCCAAACCUCAGCAACCACCACCAAUGCAAAUCCUCUCUCCACAACAACCGGUGCGCUGGGAGCCCUCACAAGUCCCGAACUUGGAAGUUGUGUAGUGCAUGAGGCAGGGGACUGCAUGAAAAGGAAGGACAGUCUCAUCGUUAGGGCAGUUGAAUGUUGCCCUGGAGAACUGGAGUCUAUCUCUGCCCUGCCAAACUACGUGAUGCUGGUGGCUGCAUCAACUGCUAAUUCUACGGCUGGGGCGGCCAUGAAUUCGUUGACUUCUCUGGGUACUCUGCAAGGAUUGGCUGGAGCCACUGUUGGAUUGAAUAAUAUUAAUGCACUAGCAGUUGCUCAAAUGCUCUCAGGUAUGGCGGCCCUGAACGGAGGACUUGGCGCCACAGGCUUGACGAAUGGUACAGCAGGCACAAUGGACGCCCUCACCCAAGCCUACUCAGGAAUCCAGCAGUAUGCCGCAGCAGCACUGCCAACAUUGUACAGUCAGAGUUUGUUACAGCAACAAAGUGCUGCUGGCAGCCAGAAAGAAGGUCCAGAAGGGGCAAACCUCUUUAUUUACCACCUCCCCCAGGAAUUUGGAGACCAGGACAUUCUGCAGAUGUUCAUGCCCUUUGGGAAUGUUAUUUCUGCUAAAGUCUUCAUUGACAAACAGACCAAUCUGAGCAAGUGCUUUGGUUUUGUUAGCUAUGACAAUCCAGUCUCUGCGCAAGCUGCUAUCCAGGCUAUGAACGGCUUUCAGAUUGGCAUGAAACGCUUGAAGGUUCAGCUGAAACGCUCCAAAAACGACAGCAAACCUUACUGAUCUUAACCCCAGAUGCUCACUGAUCUUAUUUUAGCUUUCUUAGGACAUCUCCAUGCCCGUUAGUUCAUCGUUUGCCUAGCAUGUCCCUGUGGCGUCUAAAAAAAAAAGUUUCAUCGUCCCGUCAUUGUUUCUGAUGUCUUUCUGACCUCACAUCAUAUUUGGUUCUCCUACUGACCUUUGAUCUAGUUUGACCUUUGAAAUUUGCAUGUGACCUCAUCUAGCUAUGAAUUUUGGGAAGUCAAUGUGAAAAAACAUUGCUGCAUUCACGCAAGACUGAAAUUUAUUAUUAGACAAAUUAAUAAUAGGGUUUAAAAUGAAAAAACAAAAAAAUAUAAAAAAAAAAAACCUGUGGCAAAAAUGUUUUCGCUUGCUUUCUUUUUUUUUCUUUCUUUCUUUUUCUCUUUUUUUCCUUUUCCAAAAAAUAAAUAAAUAAAAUAAAAUAACAGACUUGAAAGUAUUAUACAGGGAUUGGCAUUCUGCCUGGUCACUGGUGACAAUAGCAAUAUGUGUCCAGAGGCACAGAAUGUUGGUUUCUAACAGACUACUUCCAAAACAGUUUGAGAAAAAAAACUGUCUGAUUUUAAGUCUCUAGAAGUCUGUAAUAGUUUUUACAUUUUUCAGGCAGUGUAAAGUUUUUUGAUAAGGCCAUUUUAGGUGGCUCACUUUCUCAUUAAAAUAUAUAUAUAGAACCACUUUUUGUAGAUUAGUAUAAGAAAAUAUUUACCCUGUUUUAGGGCAAAUGCUACCUAUUUGUGUCACCUUUUGCUGAACUGACUCACAGUUAGACAAUCCAUGGUUUAAUGCACAUGAAAUUACUAUAUUUUAUACUGUUUCAAUGUACAGGAGAAAGGUUACUGUAAACUGUGUUACGUUGGUGCUUCUGUGAAUUAAGUUGUGGUUUCAUCAUGAGUCUUAUGGUCUUAAGUGUUCUGUGUUUAUAAAAGACAAGUUUAAAAUUGGUUUACUUGAACAACAACAACAAAAAUGAGUUUAAAAAAAGUUGUUUGCUUAAAAAAUUUCAUGUGAAAAAUUAAAAAAUAUUCCAGAAUAAGUUUGUGUUGGCUUGUGACGCAUUGAUGUCAUUUUUUUAUUGUGGACAAUUUAGAUGUGUUUGUGUUCAGCAAAAUGUGAUCGGUUUUUCUUUUAAAGGAAAAAAAUCAGUGAAAAUAUAGUGCCAAAUUCCAAAGGUACUUUCUUCCUAGAGCUUCAGUGUGUUUCUUGUGUGAAGUAAUUUGAUAACAUGGGUAUUUUAUUAUGUGUUUUGUAUAAAUCCCUAAUAUUUAAAGAAAAAAGAGGUUAAAAAGUUUGUUAACUUGCUAUCCUGUGGUCUUGUUGCCUGAAAUUGUUAUUGUUUGUUAUUUCUCUUUGAUGUUUUUUGUAAAACAUUGUAUAAGUGCCCAUGUUUCACUUUUUUAACCACUCUGCACAUCAAUGCUGUGAAAGCAAACCUCACAAUGUAUUUUCUUCAUAAUGUAUGGAAACCUCUAAGGUGAGAAAGUUUUGAACUUUUAACCCUUUCCACCCAGAGCUGUCUUGAGUGUUAAUACCUUUUAUACAUUCACCAUUUUGCUGUUUAUUUUUAUAUAUAUAUCUAUAUAUAUAAAUAUAUAUAUAUAUACUUAUUUUUUUGUGGUUUAUUUAAUACAUGGUUGAAAUCAGAAAAAUGCACAGGGCAGAUCUGAAGGACAAAAAAUAAUUUUACUGCUGUCUAAAUUUCUUCUGUAUCUAUAACUAAAAUUAUUUAAAACAGUAAUUAACUUGUGGUUUUCCUUUUUAGAUUUUGGGUUUUUUGUCUUUUCUUAAAGAGCUUUUAAUAUGCUGCUGGAAUAUGCUAUUCAGUAUUAAUAAAAUAAAAGAAAAUAAAAAACAAUUCUUUAAUUAUCUAUUGUGUGAGCCGCUCCCAGACAGGAGUGGUUAUUCCACCAUUUGAAAACAUUGAGGAGAAAAAACAAUAUUUUUGUAACUAAAUAAAUGAACUUUUGCUUAAAUCAGAUGCACUAGAUCUUCCUGGGUGAAAAUUCAAUGUGCACUGCAGUUAAACUACUUUUUAUGGAUAAAGUUUACAUAUGCUGUAA
This is a messenger RNA of Pelodiscus sinensis (Chinese soft-shelled turtle), 3765 nucleotides long. It is a transcript of the gene CELF2, whose product is annotated as CUGBP Elav-like family member 2. The record is from RefSeq and is a predicted model, not a curated record. Gene Ontology annotation, molecular function: RNA binding. Lineage: Eukaryota; Metazoa; Chordata; Testudines; Trionychidae.